Molecule: messenger RNA, 1760 nt
Organism: Tripterygium wilfordii
Lineage: Eukaryota; Viridiplantae; Streptophyta; Magnoliopsida; Celastrales; Celastraceae
Exons: 12
Coding region: 33-1286 (417 amino acids)
Biological process (GO): protein phosphorylation
Cellular component (GO): chloroplast
Molecular function (GO): protein kinase activity; ATP binding
Source: RefSeq, a predicted model, not a curated record
CUCCACCUUUUGCCACCACAUAACAAGCAACCAUGCUCCUCGGCUGCACCGACUGCAUUUUCUCAGCUUCGAUGCUCAAUCCCAUCUCUCGCAGCUACGAUUCGUUGUCCUGGAGGGGGCCGAGUCAUAACUCACUGAACCGAGCAAGGAAAAAUCGGCGACUCUGCAUAACGAGUUUGAUCACCAACCCUGACUCGUUCGAAGUAGGCCGUCUCAUUGGCAGCUACGGCUUCAUGAAUGUCACAAGCUAUUCAGGUUUUCAAUCGGGUGCAGAAACUGAAUUUUCUUCUAGAGCUCUGGGGCAAUUGGGACUUCAGGAUGUCGGAGAAGGCAAUGUAAAAAUCAGACUUUAUGAAGGUAGAAUAGCACAAGGUUCACUUAGAGGAACUUCGAUUAUCUUUAAGGUUUUUCCUGGACGACGAGCUGGUGGAACUGAGGCUGAUAUGCUGGCCGCAAAUGAGCUAAGUGCUCAUGUUUUCCUUCAGAGCAGUUCAAAAGGUGUCUGUCAGAACCUUGUGCUACUUCUUGGUGGGUUUGAGACAAAAACUGGAGAGCAGUGGCUUGCUUUCCGUAAUGAUGGGAAGUACAGCGCAGCAGAUUAUGCAAAGGUUACCUGUGAAAACAUGACAAAAAGUCGUUCGCUCGGACAGAAUUAUUGGAAUCAUUUUGAUAAUGAGCAAGCAAUUAAACGCAGAAGCUUUUUUGUUAUGAAGCUAUUUCAGGGUGUGAUGAGUGGUCUGGCUUAUAUGCAUGACCAUGAAAGAUUACACCAGAGUCUUGGACCAUCAUCUGUUGUUCUCAAUACAAUGACUGAGAAAGAUGCUGCUUACUUAGUUCCACAACUUCGGGAUCUAGCCUUCUCAGCUGAUAUUAGGUAUUCAUAUUUAGAAGAAGGUCCUGCAACAUUGUCAGAGGGACUCUGGAGAAGGGCGUCCACUGCUGGUGCCUUCACUCCCAUGGAGAAAAGAGCAUUUGGAAUAGCUGAUGACAUAUAUGAAGCAGGUCUUCUUUUUGCGUAUUUCGCUUUUGUUCCAUUUUGUGAAGCAGGCGCUAUGGACAGCCUUUCUUUGCAAAGGCUCUUGGAGAGCACUUUCCGACUUGAUCUGGAAGCUACAAGAGAGUAUUGUCUAGCAGAUGACCGCUUACUCGAAGCUGUCAAGUUUCUUGAUCUUGGUGAUCAUGCUGGUUGGGAAUUACUUCAGCCACCAGUUAUUCUCAGUAUUUUAGUCAUUGUUGCCGAUGUCCUGCUGUACAACAUUGUUAUGAUUGGAUGCAGGCAAUGUUGAAUCCUGACUUUAGAAAGCGGCCAAUUGCUGAAACUAUUCUCAAGCAUCGAUUUGUGACUGGCGCCGUUCUUUAAGUCAUAGGCUUAAAACAACUUGUAUUGUGAAAAUAAAAAAUAAAAAAUCACUGUAAUCUAGUGUUCAAUCAAUUGAAAAGGAAAUUCUUUAAUGACACUUUUUUCAUCGAAAUAUUUGAAGUUGCACUAGAUUGGGAGGUUUUGCUCACCACAGACCAACCUCCAUUGAUGGAUGGUUUACAAUAGCAGGUAUUAUAUGUUGACAGGUAUGAGGAUUAUAUGUUCAUUUAAUCUCCUUCAAAAUAGGUGAUUUUGUGGUCUCUAUUUAAUCCACACAUAAUCUACCACAAGACUUCAUGAGGCCUAUUAGCUUUUACCUUUCUGUGGCCUCAAUAUUGUCUUCAUGCGUGAAUAGUGAAUUACAACUUUGAUAUUACAAAUCAUGGCUGCUUCUUCUCUC